AUGUAUUUCAAUAUUGUUUUUAAGGAAAAACGCGUGGAAGUUGCUCGGAAUAGUAAGCUAAAGGGCAAAGACCCUGUCGUCGAUGAAGAAAUGGAAGAAGAUGAGGAAGGACGAUCGCUGUCUGGGGAUGACAGUGAAGAAUCUGUUUUUGACGGGGAUGCAUAUGAAGAUGUUGAAGAUGAUGAAUAUGAGGAUGAGAUAUAUGAGGACGAAGAAUUCGAGGAUGAAUUAUGCCAGAGAACAGUGAAACGUGCGCCAAAGAAAAGGCAAUCUGCUAAAAGCAGGAGGGUUAUUUCAUACGAUGAAGUAGAGGAGGAAGAAGAUAUAGAAGACGAAGACGGUGAAUAUAUGGAUGGUGGGUAUGAAGAUGAAGGAGAGGAUGUUGUUGUUCGCGUUCAGAAAAGAGGGAAGAGUUGGAAGGAGGUCGGGCAGAAUGCUUUGAAGAAGAAGGCACAUCUGCAGAUGAUGCGGAAGAGGCGUAGAGAGGAUUAUGAUGAUGUUGACGAGGGAAGGAGACCUGUGAAGAAGACGAUACUUCCUGCGAUGAAGCAGAUGGGUAGGAAGUUUGAUGAAACAGGGGUAGCAAAAGGAAAGCCCCCUGCAAAACAGAAGGCAAUCAGAGGGAAUAACAGGAGGAUGUUUGUGCGGGUACCGAUUCCCAAAUAUCCUAUGUCUAGGGGUGAGUAUGCGAAGUUUCACGGCGUGGUAGUUGCUACUCAGCGGGCUAAUUGUGGCCGGAAGCAACCAAGCGUUAUCUGUCGCACGGAUGCAUUUUCUAAGAUUAUUGCUGCUUUUGAUGAGUCAAGGAGAAGUUGCGUUAGGAAAAUGGGUUUCGGGGGGAUGUUGGAUUUGAAAAUAUCCAAGCUACCUAGGCAGCUGUGCUACUGGCUGAUGUCCCGGUUGGAUGGGGGUAACAGUUACCUUGUUGGAGGGGACGGCCAUGUGUUGCCGAUAACUGCUUCCCAUUGGGAAUAUGUAUUCGGAUUCCAGAACAGCGGUCUUCCGGUGCCAGUGAAGGAGUCUGAUCUUCCUCCAGGCACCCUUAAAGCGAUGGCCCUCAAGUAUGGUGAAAAGAAUACAUCAACCUCAAAGAGCACAAUAAUCAUAGCAAAAUCAGUAAAGGAAUUGGCAGGGCCGGUUGACGGUGAAGGAAAGAUAAACCCCCUGGCUAAUCAGCGUGAUAGGGCCUCGUUCAUGGAAAAUUUCAUGAUUGUGUUGCUGGGGCAGAUUUUAUGUCCUUCUACCGAUGGGGGUAACAUGUCUUUAAAAUUUCUAGGUGCAGUUUCCGUGGCAAAGAAUGCAUCACUGUACAAUUGGUGUGAGUUUUGUCACACAUGGCUUUUAGACUACGGAGACGCCUGUCAGCGGAAGAUAGACCAUCAGGGGUAUGCCGCUGGGACUGGUGGUUGUGUGUUGUUUUUGCUGAUUUUCUACCUAGACCAUUUAUGCAGGCAUCCUGUGAGAUUGGAUGAGUUUCCCAGGAUCAAAGUCUGGACACAGGAGGAAGUGGAUGAGGCCAAGAAUCGGGAUAGGAAAGCGAGUGAUGAUUAUGGAAGGAUUACGACUGUUGAUGUUGUGUACGGGGAUCCUCAUCCCCUUUACGGCAGGGAGGGUAGACGGUCUCCCGCAGUAGAGGUUGCUGAGAUGUGGGAUAAUUUUCAAAUAUUGAGUGUUAGUGAUAAACAGGUUAUGGGGCAGCUUGCUCCAUUAUUGCAAGAUCGCCGGGGCGUAUCCCGUGAAAGAGGAAUGAGGUCAUAUCAUGCUACCGAUCAUUUGACGAUAGAUGUUGAUGGUGUGGCUAUGCCGUUGGACAAGUCUGUCAAUAAGGUGCUUACAGAGUUGGAUGCCGAUGACGAUUCCGAUGUGGAGUUGCAACCGUCUGAUGGGGGACGUGUAUUUGUGGGCCCUCAUGGGAGUGUGCCAGUUAUGAAUCCCCUAGACCCGGUCAGCCACGGUGAUGUACCUUUGGUCCACACUGCUGUCAGCCACGGUGAUGUACCUUUGGUCCACACUACUGAUGAUGUUGGUGUAGUAGCAACUGACCCAGAAACAAGCAAGCACCCGGUCGACCAGACACAUCAGCACGGACAGGUUCAAGCUGGUGACGGGCCACCUUCAGAUGGAAUGUCAUCGGAGAAGGUGGGACAGCUGGGUGUAGUUGAAGACAAAGAGGAUGAUGAAGACAAUGGAACGGUUGCAGCAUCGCCCUUGGAGAACAUCGCUCAAGAGAACCCCUCUGAAGAUAAGAACAGUGAAGAGAACACCAGUCAAUAUAACCCCACUGAAGGGAAGACCACUGAUGAGAAUCUCCAAACUGAUGACCAAGAACGACCACGGGAGAAAUUGAUCCUAAGGAUUCCGAGAACAAAACCAAAAACGCGCUAUCGGCAGACGCGAGUACGAAUGACAAAACUUGAGAGUGACGUAGUAGCUUAUGUGGAGUCAUACAAUCCUAAAGGGAAAGAGCAGGGGGCCAUGCUUAUCGAGUGUGAUGGUAAUGAUGCAAAUCGGAUGAUGUGCUACUCGGUUGUGCGUCCUAGGGAGUACGUGCAUUCCCAGUACGUUCGGGCCGUUGCAAACAUAUACAACAGGGAAUGGGCUCUGGAAUACCCAACGAAUUCUCGCAGAAUCAUGCUGGACUCCUCAUUUGCGUAUCAGAAAUUAAAGACGAGGGAAACAUAUGCUGGUCUGCUGAAGAAGUGGUCCACCCCUCUCCAGAAGAUUGUGUCAGCUGAUAUAUCUGUGGUCUAUGUUCCAGUUGUGGACAACGGACAUUGGUGGUGUGUUGCUUUUGCACGGAAAGACCAGAAGAUAUGGUUCAUUGACAACAUGUAUACUAAUCCUGCUUCCGAGCAUUAUGGGGAUGUUAAAAAAUUGGUAUCUAAUCAUGUGAUAUGUAGUUUUUACUUAGUUUUUACUUAA
Molecule: messenger RNA, 2922 nt
Organism: Spinacia oleracea (spinach)
Lineage: Eukaryota; Viridiplantae; Streptophyta; Magnoliopsida; Caryophyllales; Amaranthaceae
Exons: 11
Coding region: 1-2922 (973 amino acids)
Source: RefSeq, a predicted model, not a curated record